Messenger RNA from Jatropha curcas, 972 nucleotides. Its product is annotated as Ribosomal protein L14p/L23e family protein. Gene Ontology annotation, cellular component: mitochondrial large ribosomal subunit; ribosome. Gene Ontology annotation, biological process: translation. The record is from RefSeq and is a predicted model, not a curated record. Gene Ontology annotation, molecular function: structural constituent of ribosome; large ribosomal subunit rRNA binding. NCBI's taxonomy places the organism in Eukaryota, Viridiplantae, Streptophyta, Magnoliopsida, Malpighiales, Euphorbiaceae.
GGUUUUUGAAAGAAAACUCGUUGGUUUGUCUUUCAAUCAAUUCCAAAGCUUGCUUUCUCCCUCAACUCAUCGCCGCUUCCUUCGCGCCCUUUUCCCAGAAAUUGAAUCCGAUAUCUCGACUCAGCAAGCACCAAUCUGCUCGACAAGCAGCCAUCUUGUCAACGACAGGUCAGCUCCACGAGCAGCAAUCUCCUCUGUGUCUCUCGACGCUCGCAAGUCGCAACACUAGUAAUCAAGGCUGACAAGUUACGCCCAAAAAUGGCUGCUUGGGUUUCUAAAUGUUCCCGCGCGGGCCGGUCAUUGUUGGGGGCUCUUGACAACAACUUGUCUGGUUUCUUGGGCUCAUCACAUCAGAUUACAUGCAGUAAUUUCAUGACCCAGCAGAGGACUUUCAUACAAAUGAGGACUGUUCUCAAAGUUGUGGACAAUUCAGGUGCAAAAAAGGUGAUGUGCAUACAAGCUUUGAAAGGGAAGAAAGGUGCAAGAUUAGGGGACACCAUAAUUGCUGCAGUGAAAGAAGCCAUGCCGAACGGAAAGGUGAAGAAAGGAAAGGUUGUAUAUGGUGUUGUUGUGCGUGCCGCUAUGCAACGGGGCCGUUGUGAUGGAGGUGAGAUAAAGUUUGAUGACAAUGCUGUUGUACUGGUUGAUAAGCAAGGUCAGCCAAUUGGGACUAGAGUCUUCGGGCCAGUUCCACACGAGCUAAGGCAGAAAAAGCAUGUAAAAAUCCUUACUCUGGCAGAGCAUAUUGCCUGAUUGAUGGAUCAUUUUCCUUGAAAUUUCUGGUCUCUCUGGUGCUAGGGAUUUUUCUAUUGUAUUUAUCCAACUUUUUUAGUCUUUUGUUAAAGAGCUAAAGUUUUUCUUGUCACUUUUACACUUAGAUACUGAUAAUGACUUUAUCCUUAGCAUUAGCAUCUGGUCUUUGUUCUGGAGCAAUAAAAAUGAAAUCUGCGAUGAUAAUGUUUUGAAAUCAAA